Messenger RNA from Anopheles maculipalpis, 2598 nucleotides. RefSeq names its product glutactin-like. Lineage: Eukaryota; Metazoa; Arthropoda; Insecta; Diptera; Culicidae. The transcript has 6 exons. Gene Ontology annotation, molecular function: odorant binding. The record is from RefSeq and is a predicted model, not a curated record.
AUGUUGAAGUUUGCCGUGUUCGUUGGUUUGAUCGGGUUCGUGGUAGCGUACGAUUUUCAAGAUUCCUACUACAAUGAACUCCUGCUGCAGGACUUACUCGACGAUGCGGAUGAACCAACAAUGAUGGGCCGCUUCCGUCGCUCUCCAUCAGACGCACAGGACGAUAAGUGCAAGCGUCGCUUCAAAUGCUGCAAUGACGCGAACAAUGACAAUUUGGAUAAAAUUCACGAAAUCAAGAAGCAGUGUUUUACCGAAGUGCGCAACAAGAAUAAAGCUGAUGGAUCAUACGAACCGGUGGAUUUCUUCUCGUGCGAGCGGCUGAACAAAACCAAGAUGGAUGUGAUCUGUGCGAUGGAGUGUGUUGGUCGCAAGAAGGAAAUCGUCAAUGACGAUGGAACUCUCAUCGAAGCUAAGCUGAUGGAGUUUGUGAAGAGCAAUUUUGCGUCAGACGAUUGGCAGCAGCCCUUAUUGGCUGGCCACAUUGAAACGUGUGUGAAGGAAGCGAAGGAUAAGGCUGUCAAGAGCCCGCGUGAAGCCGGUCAGUGUAACUCGGAAGCGUCCAACUUUGGGUACUGCAUGUGGCGUCAGUUGGCACUGGCUUGUCCCAAGGAUAAGCAGGUCGCCAACAAGCGCUGUGAUCGAAUCCGUGAGAAGUUGGCAAACAACGAACCGCUGCACUACUACAAGGCUGAACUAGAGGAUUACGCGAAGGAAGGAUUUGUGCGUGUGUCUCUGAGUGGCGUGAACACCAACCGAACCUUCUCCAGUGAUGUGGAUCCGAUAGUAGAUCUACCCGGUUUGGGGAAGCUUAAAGGCUCGUACACUAAAAGUGCCUGGUCUGGAACACCCAUUCAACAGUUUCUGAACGUCCGGUACGCCGAACCACCAGUGGGAGAGAACCGAUUUAAAGCUCCAAUACCCGUGCAACCGUGGGAUGGUGUGCAGGAUGUAUCGGUGCGCGGUCGUGGAGCUCCCUGUUACGGUGAUCUGAAGAAGCUUCCCAAAGACCAGUUAACAGCAGAGUUGGAAGAUUGUAUUAGCUUGUGCGUGUACACCAAAGACACUACCGCGAAGCGACCAGUGGCCGUUUACAUACAUGGCGGCGGUUUCUACAGUGGUAGUGCCGCUCAGCAUCCACCGGAGUAUCUGCUCGAGAAAGACAUUGUGCUCGUUGUGCCACAGUAUCGUUUGGGACCGCUUGGAUUUCUUUCCACCAAAACGGACACGAUUCCCGGCAACGCUGCCAUUAUGGACGUAGUGCUAGCCUUCGAAUGGGUACAGAAGAACAUCGCCCACUUUGGAGGAGAUCCCGAACAGGUGACGGCCGUCGGACAGUCGGCCGGUGCUGGUAUUCUUUCGUCGCUCCUGUUCAGCCCUGCGCUGAAGGAGUCAUACUUUCAGCAGAUAAUUCUUCACUCGGGUGCCGCCUUCGGUAGCUGGCUGUUCGAUCACAAUGGGGAAAAGAAUGCAAGGGACAUUGCACGUCGGGCUGGAUUCGAUCCGAAGGCACCGCUCGACCAGGUCGAGAAGUUCCUGGUUGAGUUGGACACGUACACACUGCUGAAAGCGUUCAUGCAUCACAAUUGGCAAGGUCUUCACAAGGGAAUCAACAACACCGGUGGCCGUAUGACGAUCGGUGGACCUUCGCAACUCUUCCCCAAAUCACCGUACGAGGUAAUGAAGGCUGGUGGAGGUAGGAAAAAUAUUCCCAUGCUGACGGGUGUAGUAAAGGACGAGGGAACCUUCGCGCUAGUGGACGUUUUUACUAUUUUGACCGCGUUGAAGUUGCAUGACAAGAAGGACUUCUUGCGGUUUGACGUGAUCGAAGAGAUCCAACGAAUUCUUGGCACGGUAGAGGUGUCUUGCUCUGUUACACCGCUUGCCGUCAAGAGUAUGCUGGAUAUGGAGGCUGCUGCCAAUGGCGAUAUCCUGAAGAUGAUUCCAGGACUGAUCGAUCUUUGUGGAAUGCAUCUGAUCAAGUCAAGUGUACUACGGUUGGCACAGUACAACAGCAGACACACGCCAGAUCAAACGUUUGUGUACUCCUUCGACUAUCGCGGGGAGCACACCCGGUUCGGUUACGAUCAGGACAUCCGUCACAUUCCAUUCGAUGGUGGCGUGCAUCAUACAAACGAUCUGUUGUACCUGUUCCCUUACCCACCAACGGCUGCCCAGCUGAACGAGCAGGACACGAGCAUGGCAAAGAAAAUGGUGGACCUCUGGACAUCGUUCAUUGUGGAUGGAGUUCCCAAAUCACAAGACCUUCCCCAUUGGCCUCCAUUUAAUCGUAAGCAUAUCUCACACACAAUGUCCACCUUCUAGACCGUACUAAUCCCGUGUGAUUCAUCCAUCCCGUCUCUUUGGUUCAAAACAGAAAUCUUCGGUCCGUACAUUCACCUUGACCGGGAGCUAACGGUGGGUAACAACUUCCUGGACGAAUUCACGGUCAACGCGGAUGCGGCUCGGCGACAGCGGCAGCAGCAAAAGGAAUCCCCCGUACCCAAACACCCAGCCCAGAGCAGCAACAGUGCCGCUACCACACCGCACCAGGACGAACUAAUCCGACGGAAUUUAGCCCAACAGCAACAGCGGGUCUAG